This is a messenger RNA of Pomacea canaliculata, 2864 nucleotides long. RefSeq names its product multiple epidermal growth factor-like domains protein 11. The transcript is spliced from 15 exons. Gene Ontology annotation, molecular function: scavenger receptor activity. Lineage: Eukaryota; Metazoa; Mollusca; Gastropoda; Architaenioglossa; Ampullariidae. The record is from RefSeq and is a predicted model, not a curated record. The coding region runs from base 1152 to 2051 and encodes 299 amino acids.
CAUAGUAAAAUAUUUAUUUCGCUUUCGAAAGCAUUUUAAUCCUUGAUGAAAUUUCCCAGAACUUUUAAGAAAUGAAAUAAUGUCACCCUCGUCUUUGCGACAUUGUUCAUCAGCUCUGAGAGACUAGACACCACCAUGACAGUAUGGAGCAUCUUCAGUAGACAAAGAUGUAUAUUUUCCUGCUUCCUGUUUGUUAUAUACACUUGCAUCCGGCCACUCCAGGGCUAAGACAGCGAGAACAUUCUGCACUAAAAGCAGGACAAUACUGUAACUAUAGAGCAAACAUGACAGGAUAUGGUGUCAUACUAAUCCUUGUUUGGACAUCAUCAUUAACCGCUGCUCCACUCGAAGCCUGUGCCAUUGAAGGAUGGUUUGGUCCUGACUGUGUCUUUAAAUGUCGGUGUCAGAAAGCGUGUCAACAGACCGGGAAUUGCAUGACUGGUGACACAUGUGAGAGUGGUUACACUGGAACAGCAUGUCAGUAUGCUGACGCCGCGUUCAGGGGAGCCAGAAGUCCUGACGCCAUGAACAUCAGCGAGGAAGUCGUUGCUGACGAAUUUAAGGACCAAUCAGGAACGUGCGUUACGUCACACAGCAGCGUUAGCGCCACCUGGAUGGUGCAACUCAGCGCUUUGUCCUGGGUCACCCAGGUCAACGUUCAUGUCCCCGAGAAAGCACAGCGACCUGAACAUGUACGUCUGCAGGAAGGAAGUGGUGGAGACAUUGAUGAGGCCCCAUUACAAUUUGUGAGGGAAGAAGGAGAGAAUCUUGUGUAUCGCCCUCGUCAGCCGCGGCGAGCAUCCGGGGUGUGCAUCACCGCACCUUCUGGUCUGAUGACGAGCUAUAAGGUGCACGUGAUCAGCGGUCGCAAUUUAGCUUUGAAGAAAAGUGCGAGCAAGUCUCCCAACGAUACUAACACCGCAAAGGGCGCAGACAAAGCUGUCGACCACGAGACCAACCAAGUCGGUCCCGAUACCUGUACUGAAGUCUGGUACCCUCAGUUACGGGUAGCCAAAGCACACCUACAGUUUGGAAGGUGUACCUGGGUGCCCAUGCAGUUAUCUGGAGAGUGGAAAUUCACGAUAAAAUGAGACGUAAGUUCUAUACGAAACACUGGCUUUCAUAUCUCUGUGGGUGUUAGAAAUGAAAGUAUGGAGACUGUCUAUGAGACGAAUGCAACAGAGCUGCAGUCAAGUACAGUCGUUUCUUUGGACAAACCCAGGAAUGCCACGGAUGUUUACAUUAUUCACUCGACUGGACGAACUCUUUCUCUCUGUGAUGUCAGAAUCUUUGGCGAUUGUCUGGACGGUUAUUACGGGUGGCUGUGUGAGGAUGUGUGCACCUGUAAGGACCCAGCAGAAGUAUGUGACAAGGUGUUGGGGUCCUGUCCACAAACAGGCUGCAGGACAGGGAGGCGUGGACUCGGAUGUCAAGAGCGUUGCGCUCCUGGUUACUAUGGCGAUGGAUGUGAAACCAAAUGUGACGAAUGUAUUGACGAAGAUUGUGAUCCCGUGAAUGGAACGUGCAUGAGAGGGUGUCUCGCAGGCUGGACAGGCGACAGGUGUGAUGAAGCGUGUCCAACAGGCACGUACGGCAACAACUGUAAGAACACCUGUAGCGUCCAUUGUGAGGACCAAGACUGUUUCCCUGGAAACGGCACCUGCACCAAGCCCUGCCCACCUGGGCAAACAGGAAGCUUUUGCGACAAAGUGUGUGCCAACGGAACAUACGGGUAUUCAUGUGCCAGCAUCUGCAGCGACGUGUGCGUGGAGAGCAUCUGCCACCCUGUCAACGGCACGUGCAGUCGUGGGUGCAAGACUGGCUUAGUGGGAGACGACUGCAGUCAAGAGUAUACAUCUGUGACCUUUGGCCCCGAGAGGAGAGACAAGGGCAGCACCAACUGUGCCAGUGGUGAACCACCUCCAAACCUCAGUGGAAUUUUUGCCACGUGUUUCAGCAUCGGCUUUGUUAUCUCCCUUGCAGUAUACGUGACUAUAAAAAGGUGCCGUUGCUGUGUAAGGAAUCUUUCAUCCAUCGUCUAUAGAGUAUGAUGCAUCUAACAGUAUCAUCGACGAUAAUAACAAGGCGAACCUCCGAGAUAGCAGAUGGAGGUAGAGUAUUCAGCAGUGACACAGAAGUCAAGAGUUUUGACAAUACUGACACAGCAGACACGGAGUGUCAAGAGCUCUGACGCAGAUGACUGAGCAACAGGAAAUGUGCCAGUAAUCGUCCCCUCAUCAUCAAUAUUCCAGACAACAAUGAUGAACUAUUCUUGUAGCCUUAAACAUGUACGACCUAAACUCAGAAUAUUAAAUAACCGUCUGAAAUCGUUGAUACCACAGCGCCAACUCUAGCACCAGCAAUGCCAGCACCACAACCACCGCCAUUACCAGAACCUCUUGGAGUUGUCUAGUCCAGAUGGUUCUCGCAGGCCAUUGGUGUAAAGCUCCACAGUUUUCAUAGGAUACCCGGAUCAAAGCCAACAAACUGUAACUGUGUCCUGAAAAUAUACUAAUGACUCAUUUGAACUAGGCAAAUUUUAUGGUUUUAUAGAAAAAUCAAAAUAAAUAUAUUUGUCGCGUGUCAUGAUUUCGUCUAGGUCUUCAUUUCUCUCAGCGCGUGGGACGCUCCUGUAUUGGAGAGGUAGCUCACAGCAGACGACGAUUGACGUUUGUUUUCAGGCUAUUUUUGGCCGGCUCGCGGGAAAAGGUCAAGGCCUUCGCCCGUUGUCUGUAUCAGCACCUGACGUCACAGGCUUGCGACGUCACGUGAGGUUUGCUUGAAGGGGGGGUCGCUGUUGUUGAGAGAUUUCUUACCAAGGCGCUGAGUAGAGCGGAGAGUUUUUUUUUUGAGAAGACGGCUGG